This is a messenger RNA of Gadus chalcogrammus (walleye pollock), 3132 nucleotides long. It is a transcript of the gene klhl43, whose product is annotated as kelch-like family member 43. Gene Ontology annotation, molecular function: protein binding. Lineage: Eukaryota; Metazoa; Chordata; Actinopteri; Gadiformes; Gadidae. The record is from RefSeq and is a predicted model, not a curated record. Bases 639 to 2735 code for a protein of 698 amino acids. Gene Ontology annotation, cellular component: cytoplasm; nucleus. The transcript is spliced from 7 exons.
AGGUUACAGCCUCAUACAGGGACACACACACACGCAGCGCCCUGGCAGACGGACCAAGGAGGACGGAGCGGACGGCAGAGAGAAACCUGUAAGAGAAACCCGACGAAGACCGCGGAAGGAAACAAGAGAGAAAGGAAGGAAAGAAGGAAAGAAGGAAGGAAGGAAAAGGACGCCCCCAAGGAGAGACACAGAGAGAGAUCAGGAGAGAGAAGCACAGGCAGGAGAAGUUAGUGACAGGUGCGGUGUUGCUGAUCAGAAACUGAAUCAGCGUCAUCGCAAAUAAAGGAGUGGGCCUGUAAACCUGUCCCUGAGACGCUCUAGAGAGGCCUUCAGCUCCCUCUGCUUGUGCUGUCUGUGUGUGUGUGUGCGGGUCUGUGUGUGUUUGUGUGUGUGUGUGCGUCUACAAGAGAAAGUAAGUCACUGCAAAUUUCCGUUAGAGGGAACAAACGAAAAUAUCUUCGUUAUCAACCCGUCGAUUGUCUGAAUAGUCGUGCGAGGCGGUCUCCUUGCUCCGGUCCAACCGACGUUUAGUGUAACCAACGGUAACCUUGACCCCUCCCCUACUCAAAAAAACAACAACAACCCACUCACAACCAAGACAAACAACAACAACACCCAGACACCCAUCGUCCGCCCUCAUGGCUCCCAAGAAGAGGGCCUCCCGCCAGAAGAAGACCCCCGGUGACGGGGACGUCUCCCCGGCCCCCGCGGUCGCGGUCGCCAUGGACGCCAGCUCGCUGAAGGUGGAGAGCCGCGGCGACGGCGUGGUGGUGGUGAUGGAGUGCGGCGUGAAGAAGAUCGAGCAGAUGGCGGCGCUGGACAUGGUGCAGCUCAACAGCCUCAACCUGCCCCUGCUGCCGCCCGCCGUCAAGCCCGGCGAGCGAGGCCUGGGCCUGGGCUGCGAGCUGACCCGGCCCCUGCACGGCAACGCCCUGCUGGAGGAGCUCAGCAAGAUGCGCCAGGAGAGGUUCCUGACCGACCUGGAGCUGGCCUGCAAGAGCAAGGCCUUCGACGUCCACAAGCUGGUCAUCUCCUCCGUCAGCCAGUACUUCAGGGAGAUCCUGGCCAAGGACCCCGGCAUGAAGCGCCUGGAGCUGCCCUCCCUCUCACCUCUAGGUCUGGCCAACGUGAUCACCUUCGCCUACCUGGGCCGCGUGCACAUGUCCCUGUACACCAUCGGCUGCACGUUGUCGGCCGCCACCACCCUGCAGAUCCCGCAGCUGCUGAAGAUGUGCAUGGACUUCCUGCUGGCCGAGCUGAACCUGACCACGUGCGUGUACGUGUGGAACAUCGCCGCGGCGUACGGCCUGCUGCCCGUGAGGGACGCCGCCCGCCGCUUCGUGCUGGACAACUUUGUGCCCUUCGCCGAGACGGCGCUGUUCAACCAGCUGACCCUGGAGCAGAUCUCCGCCUUCCUGCGGGACGACAGCCUGGUGCUGCCCAGCGAGGUGGUCGCCUUCCAGCUGGCCAUGAAGUGGAUGGACUUCGACGAGGCGCGCCACGGGCACGGCGCCGAGCUGCUGGCCCACGUGCGCUUCGAGACCAUCCCGGCCAGCGAGCUGGUCAGCCAGGUCCAGCCGGUGGCGCGCAUGAUGCUGGAUCCUCAGUGCCACCGCCUGCUGGUGGACGCCAUGAACUACCACCUGCUGCCCUACCAGCAGAACACGCUGCAGUCGCGCCGCACACAGGUCCGCGGCGGGCAGCAGACCCUGCUGACCAUCGGGGGACGCCCCUCCAUCACCGAGCGCGCCCUGAGCCGCGAGGUGCUGUGGAGGGACCCCCGUGAGGGCGCGGCCACCUGGCGCCACCUGUCCCAGCUUCCCGCCAAGAGCUUCAACCAGUGCGUGGCGGUGAUGGACGGCUUCCUGUACGUGGCCGGGGGGGAGGACCAGAACGACGCCCGCAACCAGGCCAAGCACGCCGUCAGCACCCUCAGCAGAUACGACCCCCGCUUCAACACCUGGCUCCACCUGGCCAGCAUGCGCCAGCGCCGCACGCACUUCUCCCUGGCCGCCACCGGGGGGCGCCUGUUCGCCAUCGGCGGCCGCAACGUGGAGGGCCUGCUGGCCACCACCGAGAGCUACCUGCCCUCGGCCAACGCGUGGCAGAUGCGCGCCCCCAUGGAGGUGCCCCGCUGCUGCCACGCCAGCGCCACCCUGCCCUCGGGCGACAUCCUGGUGUCCGGCGGCUACAUCAACUGCGCCUACUCGCGCUCCGUGGCGUGCUACAGCGUGGAGAGCGACAGCUGGAGCGAGCGGCCCUCCCUGGAGACCCCCCGCGGCUGGCACGUCUCCGCCACGCUGGGCGGCAACGUGUACGUGGCGGGCGGGAGUCAACUUGGAGCGGGCGGCGAGCGCGUGGACGUGCUGUCGGUGGAGGUGUUCUCGGCGGAGGGCGGGGCCUGGAGCCGGGCGGCACCGCUACCGCUGGGCGUGAGCACGGCGGGGCUGUCACCGCUGGGCGACAAGCUGUACCUGCUGGGCGGCUGGAACGAGGCGGAGAAGCGCUACAAGGCGGCGGUGCAGCGCUACGACCCGGCCACCGACAGCUGGUCCCUGGCCGAGGACCUGCCCGAGCCCACCGUGGGCGUGUCCUGCUGCACGCUGACCCUGCCGCCGCGCCAGGCCGCGAGGAGGCCGCAGCACCGCAACACGCCGCAGACCGCCCACGAGGAGCCGGCCAGGGUCCGGAGCCGGGAGAGCAGCGCCAACCCGCCCCUGAUCAUCAGCACAUAGGCAGAGAGAGAGGGACAGAGGGACAGAUGGACAGAGAGAGACAGAGAGAGAGAGGGGGUAACGGGAUGGAGGGGUCGAGGCUGAGAUGGUUGUCAGAGGGAAGGGUAAAAUACGCAAGAAGUGAUGCGCCCAGAUUCUAGAUGAGACAGACGAGCAGUUGGCUGAGUAGGAGGAGAUGAGGGCUGUGUAGUGAUGGGGGUCUCAAACCCGUGGCUCGAGGGCCAAAUCUGGCCCCCCGCCCCGUAGGUUCAGAAUAAACAAACAAAUGUAGGCCCUUUCUGUUCCACUUUGGUUGGACGUUAGGUUGAAUCAGGUUUAAGAGAAUAAAGUAACAUUUGGUUUUGGAACACCGUGUAUUGAAUAAUUAUUUAGAUCUAGGCACAAUGAAUCAAAAACA